CGGCGGGUAGGUGGCGUGCGGACGCGGCACGGCCGUUCUUCCAGUGGGGAGGUUGGUUAGGUCGCGCGGCUGCUCGCUCAUCUCGCCUGCUCUACCGUACCCCUCCUGAAAGGUUGCGGCUCGAGCCGGGAGUCACGUGAUGAGCAUCCUGCUGCCCAACAUGGCGGAGUUCGACACCAUCUCCGAGCUGGAGGAGGACGACGACGACGCGGCAGCCUCAUCCGGCCUCGACGACGAUUUCGAGGAUCGCUUUGACGACGAGGAUGAGGGCGUCGCGGUGGAUUUCGAGCCGGAGCUGCUACAGCCGCUGCCGCCGCCGGGCCAAGCCCAGAGCGAAGAGUACCUGCGCCGGCUGGUGCCUGAUCCAGUGACCGUGCAUGGCACUGGUCACAUCACAGUGUUUGGAUUGAGCAACAAAUUUGAUACAGAAUUUCCUUCAGUUCUGACCGGAAAAGUAGCCCCAGAAGAAUUCAAGACCAGUAUUGGCCGUGUGAAUGCCUGCUUACAGAAAAACCUUCCAGUCAGUAUCAAGUGGCUGUUGUGCGGCUGCUUGUGUUGCUGCUGCACUCUGGGGUGCAGCCUAUGGCCCGUGGUUUGUCUUAACAAGAGAACAAGAAGAUCUAUUCAGAAGUUACUUGAAUGGGAAAACAACAGAUUGUAUCACAAACUUGGCCUGCACUGGAAACUGAGUAAAAGGAAAUGUGAAAGUAGCAAUAUGGUAGAAUAUAUCAUUUUACAGAUGAAGAAACUGAAGCCAGCAGGGUGAAGCGACUUUCCCAGAGUCACACAGCUAAGAUCCUGGAGUGAUUGGACAUUUCCUUCACCAGCUCAUUUUACAGAUAAAGAAACUGAGGCCAACAAGGUGAAGUGACUUGCCCAGGGUCACACAGCUAGGACGUGGCUGAGACCAGAUUUGAACUCAAGAAGAGGAGUCUUCCUGAAUCCAGGCCCAGCACUCUGCACUGCAACACCAAGUAUCAGUGUCAAGUUUUGAGCGGGGACAGAGCUAGUAUGCCAGUUUGGCUGAAAUGUGGAGUGGGUGAAAGGUGGUGCAUAAAGCGAGGUGUCUAGGGAGUUGGUGGGAGCCAGCCUGUGAAUGGCUUUCGAGAAGUUUGCAUUUACCCUAAAGACAGUAAGGAGGGAGCAAGGAUUCGGGAGCUGAGGGUUGACAUGGUCAGAUCUAGGACUGAGAAACAUUACCUCAACGGCUACGUGGGAGAUGGGGUGGAGGAAUGACUCGUUUGACAGAGGGAGGCCAGUUUGGUUACUGCCCCAGUCUAGAUGAGAGGGAAUGGAAGCCUGAGGUAGUCAGCUGAGUGGCCAGAAGGGAGAGGACUGUAUAGGAAAGCUGUCCUGAAGGAAGAAGCCAUAAGGUUUGGCAGGGGGUGACAUGUGUGGCGUGAGUGAGGGCAGUGGCUCGAGGAAGACACAGGCCAGGAGCUAAGCCAAUGGGAGGACCCGAUUAUAAAAGGGAAGUUCAGAAGGAGAAGAAAAAACCAUCAGUCCCAUUCAGUUCCUACACAAGCCUUGGACUUUUGAUGUUAAACUUGUGAGUCUCCUCUCUAUCUCUGGCUUCCUCUUCCUCCUCCUCCCCCCUCUUUUCUCUCUCUCUGUCUCUUUGUCUCUCCUCCUCUCUUUCUAUCUCUCUCCUCUCUUCUGUCUCUGUCUCAAUGUCUCUUUCUUCCUUUCUCUGUCCUUUUGUCUCUCUUCUCUCUCUGCCCCUCUAUCUCCUCUCCUUCCUCUCUGUCUCUCUCUUUGUCUUUCUGGCUCUGCCUCUGCCUCUGCCUCUCUCCCUUUCCCUCUCUCUCACAUCUUUAAUCUCGCCCUAAAUCUCUUUACUACUGGGGAAAACUCCAGGAAGACCAUAUUUACAUGAAAGAGUCAGAGCCACCUUCUCCAAAAGAAAUGCACCCCAGGGAGUCAGCCAUGAACUCAAUUGCACUCCCCCAGUUCUUGGGGCCAUCAUAAAACUCAACCAAGUGUUUCAAACCCGUCAAGCAAGUCGAGAAAAGAACGAUCCAAGAUUCCUAUCUGUGCAUCUUAGAAUAUGUCUCUAAUGGGCACCUAGCAUGCCACGCUAACCAGUCUCCCUGUCGAAGGGCUUUCUUCCCGGGAAGGAAGACGAUGCCACGUUGGCUACGAGGCCAAAGGACAUCUGUGGAAAGGAGCGGCUCAGACAUAGCCAGUAACUAGCAUCGAGAGGGAAAGACACGAAUGAAGAAGGUCUGGUCCACGGGGGAUGAGGGGACGUGGGCACAUUUACUUAAUUUCUGCUUGGGAAAUGGAGAGACUUGGUAGGAAGGCUAGAGGGAAAAGGAUCAAAGAAGCUGAGAGCCAGAAAGUACAAGCCACAGCCCUCUGAGACUAGCAGAAAACUUGACAAAUAUCUCCUGCUGUAAUAACCUUAGGAGGUAGGCUGCUGUUAUUAUGCCCAUUUUACAGAUAAGGAGUCCAGGGGCAGACAGAUGUUAAGUGAUAACUCACAGCUAAAUAUGAAGCCAGAUUUGAGCUCGGUAUUUCUUCCCAACUCCAGGCCCAAUGCUCUAACCAAUGGGCUACCUGGAUUGUCUCUUGCCUAGCCAAGAUUCCAACCCAAGUUUCUUGAUUUCCAUUUCAGUGACCACAGACAUUAUUAGGACACACAUGUACUAUAUACCCUCACCUUCCAUCUUAGAAUCAAGAUUCUUGAUUUUUUUCCUUCUAAAACAGAAGAGCUAGGCAAUAGAGAUUAAGUGACUUGCUCAGGGUCACACAACUAGUAAGUAUCCACCUAGCUGCCCCCUUACUAUGAAUUCUUUUUUUUCUUAUUUAUUUUUUCCCCUUAGUAUCAGUCCUAAGACAGAAGAGUGGCAGAGGCUAGGCAAUCAAGUUAAGGGACUUGCCCAGGAUCACACAGCUAGGAAGUGUCUGAGACCAAGUUUGAACCCAGGUCCUCCCAACUCCAAGCCUGGCACUCUAUCCGCUGUGCUACCUAGCUGCCCCUUCUGCUAAGCUUUUCUAAGUCAAUAUGUAGUGGACAGGAUUCCUUAUAGACAGAUUAGUAGCCCCCACCAGUUCCUAUUUGAGUUUGAGUUUGAUGCUCCUAUUACUUAAGGAUCUUAGAAGGAUCUUUUUAGCCAGGGCAAACCUUUAGGUUGACCUCUUCAUUUUGUGAAUGAGGAAACUGAGUCUUAGAGAGAAGGAGUGACUUGCUCAAGGUUUCAAAGCUAGAAAAUAGCAGAAGUAGGAUUUGAACCCAUGUGGUGCUUUUUUCAUUGCAUACCAUCUGAAUCAUGAAGUCACUCCACAUUAAUUUAUUCAUCUACAAAAUGGGGUUGGUGAUGCUGGCACUCAAGCGCCUCCUGUUUGCUCAAAUGCCAGCUUCUGUCUUUCAUGUCCCUCUUCUGCUCUCCCAACUUGGUCUGGGGGCUCAUCAUGUAGUUUCAUUUAAACUUCACAUUUAGUAAAUUUCAAGGGGAGGGCAGGGAAAGGGAUCACACCUGCAGUUGACAAGAGAGGGGGCUCAGAGCUACCAAGACUCAACUUAGGAAAUUGUGGCUUUAGAAUCUGAGGAUCUAGGUUGAGGUUCCAGCCCUGUCUCAUAUCUCUUUCCUUGGGCAAGUCACCUUCCCCUCUGGGCUCCAGCUGACCCAUCUGUGAUCCAAAGGGAUUGGAAUUAGUCCCCAAAGUCCCUUUCAACUCUGAGUUCCAUGAUAAACUAGUGGCUGCCCAACCCAGGGAAUUGUUCCAAGAGGCCAGCAUCUCAGAUCAGGAUGGAACCUCAGAAGACUCCCACUGAGAAGUAAUCUCCCUGACAGCUGCCCCUAAGAAGCCAUCAGUUAAUUGAUUAUUAUUAAAUGUGUGUUAAGCACCUAAUAAUAAUAACCACUAACAUUUCUAUAGCCACUUCAGGUUUGUGAAGCAAUUUACAAAUAAUAUCUCAUGUGACCUUCACAAUUCUGGGAGAGAGGGGCUGUUAUGAUCCCCAUUUUACAACUGAGGCAACUGAGGCACGUGGAAGUGAAGUGACUUGCCCAGGUCACACAACUAAGGCCAGAUUUAAAUUCAGUACUUUCUGACUCCAGGCCCAGCACUCUACCCACUGUACUGCCUGGCUGCCUACUGUUGGCCAGGUAUUGUGUUAGGUGUUAGGGUUAGAAGGACUGAAGUGAACCAACCCCUACCGUCAGGAAUGAUACAUUCUAACCUGAGGGACAACAUAUAUUGACUAUACAAAGGAGAGUCUGGGGAGGGAGAGGAGUGCUAGCAACUGGGGCAGGGCCAGUGGGAAAGCGUUCAUCUUCCCACUUGAACCUCUCCAGUGAUGGAGAGCACAAGGCCGUGGCCUUGUGAAUACCACUAAAUGGCCUCCUACUCUCUAAUCCAAUUCCUUCCCAGCUUUCGAUGGCUGCUUCCUAUGGAAAGUUCCCCCUGAUCAUCCUAGUCCCAAAUGACCGUGGGAUCAUAGUUCCGAGGCCAGAACGGAUGUAGGAGGACACCAAGUCCAAUUCUGUUCUACAGAGGCAGAGAGAUUUUCAGUGACUUGCUCACAGUCAUAUAGCUAAUUCCUACUUGAGUCUCCCCGUCUCCAAUCCACUACUCUAUUCUUGAUACCACAUAGCAGAUCUCUUCCUUUCCUCCGGUCUGCUGGGACCAUAUCAGCUUUUCCAUUCAUCUGGCUUUGGACAUACCCUAUUCAGUGUCAAGCUCUGUUUUCUUGUGUGAAUUGAACAUAUCUAUUAAUCACACUAACCUCAGUUUCUAUUCACAGAGCCCUGUACAAAUAUUAGGGCCUUAUUUUUAUGGAUGAGGAAACAGAAGUUCAGAGGCAUGAAGUGACUUGUCCAAGGUCACAAAGUUAGUGUCAGGGCUGUCAGGCAAACUCAAGUGUUCUUGUUCUAGAUCCCCCGCUCUUUCCCCUGGAAAAUUAAUGGGGACAUGGGUAGAACCCUACUCUGCUGUAGUUCCCUUUCCUUUAGUGUUGUCUUCAUAAGUACUCCCAGGAAAAGUUGGGCCGACCUAACUCAGAACAAUAUUAUCUUACGUUUGCGUGGGGGCUUAGAAUCUUCUGAAAGCACGUGUACAUUUAUGAUCUUCUACCAUUCUAACAACUUCCCAGGCUCAUCGAGGCUGAUUUUUAUGACAUUUGUUUCCAAUUUGAAAAGAGAAAAUAAGCCCAGAGAAAGGAAGUGACUUGUCUAGGGUCUUAUGGUUAUUUAAGAUGGAGAGCAGAGCUAAAACCGAAGUUUUUUCACCAGGCCAUACCAGCGCCAGUGGCAGUUGGAAGCUUGGACCCUGUGUGCAUUCCCAGCUCUGGUCUUUCCUAGAUGUAUAAGGCUGUGAGCAAGUAACUUUCCCUGUCUAGAGGUAGCUACGUGGUGCAAUAGAUAGAGCACUAGGCCUGGAUUCAUGAAGACCUGAUUUUGAAUCUGCUGGCACUCAGACCCGUCCUAGUUGUGUGACUCUGGACAAGUCACUCCACUUUUGCCUGCCUCCAUUUCCUUAUCUGCAAAAUGGAGUACCUACCUCUGAGGGUUCCUGUGAGGAUCCAGUGAGAAAAUAAUUGUAAAGCACUUAGCACAGUGCUUGGCACCUAGUAGGCACCUAUUAAGGGCUUAUUUUCCUCGUAUGUAAAACAGAGGAGUAAUAAUACCUGUCUUGCCUGCCUGAAAGCUACCUGGAAAAGGGAGCAGUUAUCCUCUUAGUGCCACUGAUACAGUCAGACCUGCUAAAGAGGAGGGCCUGGCUGAUCUUAACUGAGGGAAUUAGGCAACCUUGGAUCAAUCCCCAUCAUGCCGUAGGCCAGGGAGAGGCCACUCGACUUCCCAGUCUUCCGAAACCUGUCUCCUCCUGCUAGAGCCCUGUGGUGCUCACCACCUAGCCUGUGACCCACUCUUGAGCCAUCUAGGGAAAGGACUGAGUCAUCGCUGGGACCCAGAUGGAGUAGUGCCACCUUACCCAGCAGCGCCUCGGUUUCCUCUGUGUAGCUCUGGUCAAGCUACUCCCCUCCUCCGAGUCGUUCAGUUAUUUCCAACCCCCCACUGAGGAAAGCUCUGGAGACCAUAGCAGAGCAAAGACCUCAGGCCAGGGCUUCCACUCCAAAUUCUGUGUGCUUUUCCUAGAGUGAGCUGCUACAAUGAGUGCAAAUCUCUCGGCCUGGCACUCAGAGGGUUCCUCAGUUGCCAACGUUAGCUCAUAUUACUAGAUUGCAAAGCAGCAGUCUGAACCUCCAACUAGACUCCCAGCCCUACCCUAUCCUUGGGAAAGGUGUAUUUGAAGCUUUGGGGCCUCCCUAAAAGCAGAGGGGUAAGAGUAUAGAGCAUUUGGACACAGAAGUUUGAAUUCUACCUGUGUGACCCUAGGUAAGUCACCUCCCUCCUUGGCCUCAGUUUCCUUAUCUAGGGGAGGUGAGAGGCUUGGACUAAGUGAUAUUAAAGGUUUCUUCCAGGCCUAAAUAAUAUAAUUCUCUGCUUAAGAUUAGGAAAUCCUUAUUAAGUACCAACUACAUGCCAGUUUCUGUUCUGGGUACUGAGGAUACAAAAACCCAAGUGAAAUAAUCCCUGCAGGCCCUCAAGAAGUUUACAUUUAGGGGCACCUAGGUGACUCAGUGGAUAGAGAGCCAGGAGGUCCUGGGUUCAAAUGUUCAGACACUUCCUAGCUAUGUGGCCCUGGGCAAGUCACUUGACCCCCAUUGCCUAGCCCUUCUUGCUCUUCUGUCUUAAACCAAUUUAUAGUGCUGAUUCUAAGAAGAAGAUAAGGGCUAAAAAAUAAGCUGACAUUUUAUUGAGGGGGCUGAGGUAGUGACAUGAAGAAGACGCCAUCUGGAAACUUGUAAGGAUGGGCAAGGGUCAAUCAGGAGAAUGCCUCGAUUUCUCUUAUUUGCCUACUUUGGAUAUAUUUCUGUUUCUUCUGUAUGUGCUGAUCUAGGGUAUACAGGGUAGUCAGGGAGGAAAGCACUUCUAGCGUGAGGACUUUGAGCCCUUUUUCUGGCUGCUCAUCGUCCUUUAGAGUCCUCCUGCCAUGCAGCUCUCACAAGAAGCUGGAGCAUGGACAGCAGUUACAUCCUGGUAAACAGUCUCAGCAGGGGCACUAAACCAGGCGGAGGCCUCAAGCCUGUUGGUGAACCAGGGGGUGUCUCGUGCAGUCACACGAGGACUUCCUCUGGCCCAAGGAGCCGAUGGGAACAGUUUGUUUCCAAAGCCGUGAAGGUGGCUGAAGCAGGGGCUUCAGUGGAGCGCUUUGAGCUGGCUUGGGCAGACAAGGAAGAUGCCAAAGUCCUCUCCAGUCAUCCUGACUUGGCUCCUGCCACUGAACUUGGAUGACUUUGGAGGAGAGCGUGAGGCCCAUGACUCUGCGACCCUGCCUCCCCUACAUCCAAUUUGUGCUCUAGUCACAAGCCAGUGAUGUCUGUCAUCUUGAUGGCCCUCUUCAAGUGCGAAGAAUGGCAACCAAACAAUGUGCUUAACUAUGAAGCCCCUCCCAUUAGAAUGUAAGCUCCUGGGGGCCAGGAAAUGUAAUCGUUCUUUAUUUUUGUAUCCUGGAGGCCUGGCACGGAAUAGGUGUUUAAUAAAAUGCCUUUUGAUUGCUGGUGAUGAGCGUUCAGAGAAGAGUGCAUUGUCUGGCAACUUUGCCCACACACCUCUCUCCAUCGAGGAAUGGUAUGGGCAUGGGCAUGCCCAUUGGCACCCUGUUGCUGGAAUAGAAGCCAACUCCCAAUUCAGUCUCACUAACGAAGACUGCCCAGAGGUAACUUGGUUGGUUUGGAGCCGCCUACAAAAUGAAUCUUCAUCCAAAAUGUAGCCCUUCUGAGCAUAUGUAGACAGCGAUGGCAGCAACAGCUGGUGGUGCUGGUGGCAUUGAAGCCAUCCGUGGCUGCCUUGGGCAUAGACUUAUGGGAGUUGCAUAUGCUAGGGUUGCCCAUGCCCAUGGUCCCCAUGUAGAGACCUCCAGCUUCCCCUAUGCUUCCUUUUCCUUUUAUAUAUACAGGUGAGAGCCUAGAAAUGUGAAAGUGGAUUUUCCCAGCCGAAGAGAUGGCAACCAUUGGGGCAAUCUUGGAGAAGCACGUAGGAGAUCCAUGUGCUUAUUCAUAUACCUCAAGAGAGGGAUUCAUGAUCUUUGUCAUCCCAGGGCCCUUAUCUUGUAAUUAGAAGAGAGACAUUUCCUCGGGGGCUCCACCCUAGAUUCUCAGGCUCCGCCAAGUCAAGUAUUGGGGGUUUCCUUGUAAGCCCAGAUUUGGGAGUUUGGAGAUGGACCCUUCAGCCCAGAGAAGGGGAAUUUCCUGAGCAUUGGGUUUCUUAGAGAGAGGAGAGGAAGGCAUCUAUCUCCCUCACUAAGUUCCCUUCUGAAGGCACUCCAAACCAUGGGGUAAUGCUGAGCCUGGAGGACUCCAGGACUCUAUGGAAAAGUGGGACCCACCAGAGAGGGAGAAUUGAGAGGCUCUUUACAGGCUUCCUUUUUUAUUCAUAGAAUGUAUCCCCCAGUAUCUCAGUGCCUCACUCCAUUCAUUCCCAGCAUCAAAGGAGACAGAUAUCACAAGCAAACAGAUAAGGCUGUAUAGAUUAUGUUUUCCAUUUUUCAGUUCAUUCUUCGGAGGUGAUAUUUACAAUUUCUUCUUCAAGCAUUGACUCUGUAGCUGUAUAUGUGUUCUCUUGGUUCUACUCACUUCACUGUCUGUUGUCAUUUAUGUGCUUUCUACAUUCGUUUAGGGACCCCCAUAAGUUCUUUGCAUUUGGGUACAUUUUCUGUAUCUGUACCCAUUAUCUUGAGUAUUUACACUGACAUGGGACCCUACGCUGGUGGAAUAGACCCAAGCUGUAUUGGGUGAUUUUCCAGAGGAAACUCUUCAGGGUGAUGGGGAAUCCGAGUUUCAGGCUAGUUAAACCCAACUUCAGAGUCACCUCCUUCACAAGUGAAGUCCUUACUUCUCCAGUCUGUAGCGUUAUGUUGCUGUGAUCUGUAUGAGUGUGGCGCCCUCUCCUGGACUAGUCUCAGCUAACCAGCUUCCUUUCAGCUAGAACUCAGCAGUGUGACCCUGGGCAAGUCACGUCACCCUCAUUGCCUAGCCCUUACUGUCUUCUGCUUUGGAACUGCCACUCAGUGUCUAGUCUAAGAUAGAAGGUAAGAUUUUAAAAACCCCAAACACCAUGAUUUGAGGUAUUUGCAGAUUUCCAAGGUGCAAAUGCUCAUGCUGAAAGCUGAGCAGUAGGUGGCUUCCAGCCGGCUCCAGCACACCCCUGCAGAGGAUACUUAAUUUCAGGCUGUCAGUCAGGGAUUUCCAGUGGUAACUAGUGCACUCCCAUCCCUUGAGACCCAGAGGGGAAGUGACUCGUCCAAAGUCAAGGAAAUGGUAGAAUGGGGCUUGGAACCCAGCAUCCUCUGACUUGAGAGUCUUUGUAUUCUCAAUGGAAAGCCCUAGCGUCUCCAUAC
Monodelphis domestica (gray short-tailed opossum) is the source of this 9405-nucleotide messenger RNA. RefSeq names its product cysteine rich hydrophobic domain 1 (gene CHIC1). NCBI's taxonomy places the organism in Eukaryota, Metazoa, Chordata, Mammalia, Didelphimorphia, Didelphidae. The record is from RefSeq and is a predicted model, not a curated record.